UUGUGUCGCGCGGCGGGGUUGCCGCCGGGCCGGCCGCCGUCAUGGCCGCCGCGGAGGGGAGGCUGGUCGCAGAGGGCCGGGCCAGCCUGGCCGCCUUCCUGCUCGGGGCGUCGGUGGCGGCGCUGCCGCUGCUGCUGUCGGCGCCGCCCGCGCUGCUGGCCGGGCCCGGGCUCCAGGGGCGCGCGGCGCUGGCUCUGCACGUGGCCGGGAUCAACGCGCUGCUGCUGCUGCUCUGGCGGCCGCCGCUCUACCAGAUCGCGAUCCGGGCCUGCUUCCUGGGCUUUGUCUUCGGCUGUGGUUUGCUGCUGAGCUUUGGACAAUCCUCAUGGAAGCACUUUGGCUGGUAUAUGUGUUCCUUGUCACUGUUCCAUUAUUCUGAGUAUUUGGUGACAGCGAUCAAUAAUCCCAGAAGUUUGUCCUUGGACUCUUUCCUCCUAAACCACAGUUUUGAGUAUAAUCUAGCUGCUCUCUCUUCUUGGAUAGAGUUCACAGUUGAAAAAAUCAUUUAUCCAGAAAUGAAGCAAAUCACCUGGCUCAGUGCAGUAGGGUUAUUGAUGGUGAUCUUUGGGGAUUGUCUGAGGAAAGCUGCCAUGCUCACAGCUGGCUCCAACUUCAACCAUAUUGUUCAGAAUGAGAAAUCGGAUACUCAUACUUUGGUGACAAGUGGGGUAUAUGGGUGGUUCCGGCACCCAUCUUACGUGGGAUGGUUUUACUGGAGUAUUGGAACACAGGUCUUACUCUGUAAUCCCGUCUGUGUUGUUGGCUACACUUUAGCAUCCUGGAGAUUCUUCAGAGAGCGAAUAGAAGAAGAGGAGUUUACGUUAAUUCACUUCUUUGGAGAGGAGUACCUGGAGUAUAAAAAGAAAGUGCCAUCGGGUCUGCCUUUUAUCAAGGGAGUUAAAGUGGAACUGUAACACAUGAAACGUCGGACUGGCUGAGCCAACAUCCAGCUCCAGGCAUCAUAUGGAAAGGAACUAUGCAUGGCACUAUAUUGUGACACGCUGUAGUAGUAGCCAGUCUCUGUUUACGGGUCAUCCCCUGGAGACUCAUUAAAGGCUAGGCAGCUGGAACGCCUUGCAAAUAAACCAGAAGCUCAAUCAAGAUGAGUCCUUCCUACAUGCAUAGAGGGAUCUUCUGGAUUAUUUAAUCUGUAGUGAUCCUAAAAUGAAGCAUAAUGCUGGUGAAAAGAUGUCUCGCUCUACCUACACCAGCGAGUUGUACUGAAAUGUGUUAACCGAUUCUGUUGAAGAAUGAGCUAUGCACUUACUAGGAACUGCCAUUGCACUGGAAGGGUGCUAGUUGGAAGCUCAUAUUUCUAUGGUGAAACCUUAAAAUUAAAGCUUUUUGCCCAUAAAAAAAGCUAAACAGCACAGCUUUAACCUCUCUGGACCUGACUCGACAAGCCUGCAGUGUGUGGAAGUCCCACUGAAGUCAGUGUGGUAAUGUCCUGCUUGGAGGGCUGUCAGAACCCAGCCCUUAAUCUCUGUCUUUUAAAUGCAUGAAUUUACAUACCGUUUUGGGGAUAUGCUUACCUGAAAGACUGACAGUGCGGCAUAAAGCACUGUCUCCUAAUAUAAUGUUAAUAGGGGGCUCUUUCAGUAUUCAAACUUUCUUAAAUCGCAAAUAAUCUUUCAUUAAAUAUCAUGAAAGCUCAGAUUGAAAACUUAACUCAGUUGUGUCCAUCAGUUACCUAGUGCCAUGAAUUUAAGUUUCAUUCUCAUUUUGUCGUUUUCCCAUAGCCCCCUUGGCAAGACUCUGUCCUGUCAAAUCGUAAACUUGCUUCUGUAAAACACAGUCUUCAAAAUCAUGCUGCAUUCAAUCCUAUUUAAAUAACUUUAGUUGUUAGCUCUUUCUCUAUUUUUAGUUCACUCAUGAAAAUAAGUUUAAUUCAGGGAAAUUACAAGUUUGUUCCUGUUUUUGUGAAAUGCAGAGAGAGAACAAUAGCUGGUAGACUUGCAAAAGGCCUUAGGUGGUAAGAUUCUUGCCUGGUUCUAGAAUAUGACUUGGAUGUUUCAUCUGUAUGGGAAACGCUUCCAGAAAAUAAGCUAAUGUAGGAAAAUAUUUUUCUGAUUAACUGGUGAUAUUCUAAAUAUUCACCAUUCUGGAUAUGAUUUGUAUUCAGAUUUUGUGGUAUAAUUUAUUUUCUGUUACUAUAUACCAAAGAAGUUCACUGUUUCCUUGAUUCCAGAUAGAGCUUUCUUGCUGGAAUGAGAAUUGUAUGCUGACAGGUAAUGGCUUGGCUUGAAGUAUUCCCUUAAGGUACUGUAACAUAGUUCAGGAAAUAGAGCACUGGCAGAAGCUGCUUUUGUAAAGAUGUUGCCAACUUCUGUUGGGUUGUAAUUCAGUAGAGUUUUUUUGUGGUGCUGAUGACUAUAUUGGUAGUUUGGAAUGCUUAAGUUUACAAUUGAAAUACCACUGGGAACAUACUUGGAUAUUAAAAUGAGGCAUGUACCAAACAAGUUGGAAGUCAAAUUUCAGUCAACCUGCAUACGAAGGGAUGUAGGGACAAAUUGUUAAUCUCUUCUCUCUUCCAUCAUGCUAAAGCCUUUUCCUACGCAAGUUAUGCCUUCAAAUUUCAGGGCACCUGCUGCAUUGAAUUCUAGUUAAAAUACCCACUGUUAUAUUAAAUCUCCUACUGAAUAUAUUUGUUGCUUGAGGAAAGAGAUAUGAAACUUCAGCAGGGCUGUAUUUGGUUAAUGUUGUCUUUCCUCUGCAUAAUUAUUUGUAAGGACUUGAUUCCCGUUCCGAUUGCUUUUCCUUUGCAAUAGAAGUGCCUCCAAUGUACUUCUGAAAGAGCGUUCUACAUUUUGCUAUCUGUCUGUAGCCAACAUACCUCAGAAAAAAUCUCAAACCAGUUAAAAACUUAAUACGAACAAGGAUUUUUGACUGCGCUUAUUUUGUUAAGAUGUUUCUCAUAUGAGUUUUUCCAUUGUAAAUGUUUCAUAACUAAACCUGCUAUUGAUAAUGAUACUGACCUUCUUUGCAAAGCACUUCGGCCCUGAGCGUUGAAAAGCAUCGCACUGUGAGCUGGAGGUAUGAUUUCCCCUGGCCGUGUACGCGUACCGGCGGUUAGUCUGCGAGAGCUAAUGCAAUAGCUGUGUAGCCACGGUAGCCUGAGUAGCGGCACGGGAGGCACAUCUGUGCCAUGCAGAAUACAGACCUGCCGGGAACGGGUCAGUGCGUACCCUGCAUUGCUUGUGCCACCGUGGCUACACGGCUGUUUGUGCUUGCGAUAGCCCUCAUCAAGCUACCGUUAAUAUGCCUGGGGUAGCACUUAGCUCAUGUGAGGCAUCAUGGGUAUUCCUAAUGCACCUGUCACUGAUGACCUCCGUUCUGGUGCCUCGAUACUACAGUUACCCUUUGAGUUUGGGAUUUAUCUGCAUGUUCUGAGUCAACACCCAAAUGUAACAUUUAUAGCUAUGUUGGAAGAGGACCUUUUUCAUCUGUGUAGCUGGAGGUUCUGACUAUCACCCACCAAGCCUCAGGUUCUGUUGAAUAAGCCCUUUGUAGGAUCUGUGUUGUCACAGUGAAAAUGCAUUUUCUUUAGAUUGUGUCUCUCAGCAAGAAUAUGAAUGGGCACAGGAAAUGAUUUACUCGGUUGAUGCAGCGGUCAGUGAAAGCACUUUCUUCUCCAGUGGCCUUGCUGAAAUUUAUUUUGAUAUAGUGACAGUGCCCCAAAGUUAUUGUCAAUAUUUCACCUGGACUAGAACUUGCACAAACAUCAGAUUUGUGCAGGGCAGGUAGGUUCAUCCCAAGAUGUGCUGAGUCGGAAGAAUAAUCUUUAUACUUCUUGACCUACGGCAAAACUGUCAAACACAAAAUCGCUUUUGAAAAUGAGGUGUGGGUGUUUGCCCUAAGUACGUUUACAUAGCGCUAAUGUUCCACUUCUGGGGAUGGCACAGUAGUGUGGGAUCUUAGUACUUUAUCUUGUGGUGUAAAUAUCUGGAAUGAUUGCUGCAGCCCUUAUUCCCAAAGGAAAGGGGAGUCAGCAUUCACAAAGAAAUGAAGAUCACCCUUUAGUUCAAAUUGGGUUUUCAGUUGAUUUAUUCAUCAAAAUGGACCCUUUGGCACAUGCUGCAGCUCAGAGUCUUUUUAAAAAGUCAAAGACGUAUGGUCAAUGAACAGCUUCUAGUUCUGUACCCAGUGAAUAAGAACUUGAUUCUGGCCUUUGGUAGGUUUGCACAGUCUCAUGUUAGCAAUUAACUUAUGAAGUCCUGUGGGAAAGGACUUCAACUCACUCCUGCAAACAGUAUUUAUGUAGCCUGGGAAAACAUCUUAACCACUAAGAAGAGGUACAGACUACAUAAAAUUCUAUGUAUUUUUAAAGCAGUCUACCAAAUGAAACUUGUCAACCAAUCGGAUUUCUUGCUCACUGACCGUUAUUUACUAACAAGGGUAAAAGGCACUAUCAUGUUGUUCAGGCCAAAAAUUUAGGACUUGUUAUGUGCUCAAUAGGUUGCAAAAGUGUUCCAUAAGGUUUUUUCAAGUCACCUGCUUAGCUUGUAUUUAAACUAUCCCUUGCAGUGUUUUCAGUUUAAAAGUUGCAAUUUUAAGCUAGUGCAGGAGAACCAGAAAGUGAAACUGACCUGUCCAUUUUUAUUGUCCAAAGGUUUGUGAAGGACAGAGUGAUUGAGUGCAAAAAGGAAACUAGAUUAUUAAUAAUGUAAGUUGGGGGUGAAGGGUUAGUAAGAACACGUUGAACAUUUAUCCUAAUGUCCGACAAAAAGUAACUUAGUCACCCUGUAAACAACUAAUUUCUAAAACUGUUGCUUUUUGUAAACAUGUUAUAACUUUAGGAAUUUACUUUGCCCUGGUUCCUUGACUUUCAUUUUCUGCUUGUAGCACAGAGUAAGAGUUCUUUGACGGUCAGGAUACAACUUUCAAAUAAUGGCACAGAGUAACUGUCCAUCUAUUGCACUUUCUUACUGCCUGGAGUAGCUUCUGAUCUCACUGUCUUUAUUUUAUUUGGCAAUUUGUCAUUGGAUUGGCAUAUGAGGAGGAAGUCCUCUUCUGCCUUGAAAACACCUCAACAUUCCUGUUGCAAUACGAGAUUGUUACUUUGUUAUAUCUCAAGAUGUUUGAAGUCUGUUUGUUUGUGCUGAAAAAAACUAAUGUUUACUAGAAUCACUCCACAGUCUAUUUGGGCCUGCUGAGACCAACUGUGUGUUAAACAAAUGGAGUAGUUCUACCCUUUUUCUUACAUGAAGAAAUGUUCAUUACAGAUAUUUAAAGGUUCUUUUCUUUUGCAGAUUUGAGAAUUCUUUCCAUUUAUUAAAUAAAACUCUACUUGGUUAAAAUAA
This is a messenger RNA of Caretta caretta (loggerhead turtle), 5300 nucleotides long. It is a transcript of the gene ICMT, whose product is annotated as isoprenylcysteine carboxyl methyltransferase. Lineage: Eukaryota; Metazoa; Chordata; Testudines; Cheloniidae. The record is from RefSeq and is a predicted model, not a curated record. Gene Ontology annotation, biological process: C-terminal protein methylation. Gene Ontology annotation, cellular component: endoplasmic reticulum; membrane. Gene Ontology annotation, molecular function: protein C-terminal S-isoprenylcysteine carboxyl O-methyltransferase activity.